Messenger RNA from Oncorhynchus kisutch (coho salmon), 3361 nucleotides. RefSeq names its product leucine-rich repeat-containing protein 75B. The record is from RefSeq and is a predicted model, not a curated record. Lineage: Eukaryota; Metazoa; Chordata; Actinopteri; Salmoniformes; Salmonidae. The transcript is spliced from 4 exons. The coding region runs from base 218 to 1408 and encodes 396 amino acids.
GCAAGACGGUGGAAAUGAGUUGAAUAUGAAUAGAAAGCUAUGCAAUACUGCUGGUGUAAUGCUCUAAAUGUAAUCUAAUAGAGAAUAUAGUAAUUUAUCAACCUAUAUUUUCUCUCUUUGUUUUCAUACUGUUCAGAUAAAAAAAAACGUGUGUUCGUUACUCAAUAUCCAAGUUUAGGCUACUGUGUAACUGUUAUGGCUACAUUCUGUCAGGUACAUGUAUAUAACGUCUAGGAACCGUUGUUCAACUGAAACAUUCUGUGAAGUGAUGGGUUCUAAAUUGACCAGGCAAAGAAGUCUGGACCAAAUAGAAACCACAUUUUCCAACAGGAGACGCCAGCACUAUGACAGCUCCAGAGAAACUGAGCAGAGUGGUGGCAGGGGAGGCGGGGAAUUAUUGUUUACAUCCCUGAUGCUGAAGUCAGAUAAGCUCCCAGGGAUGCUGCGGAAAACCAAGCACAGCCCCUAUGUGAGACGGGUGGCAUGGAUCCGGGAAAUACAGAAGCUUCUUCGAGAACAGAAACAAGAACAUGCAGUCGAGGUGCUCAAAUUGCUAAGAAAGGACUUGGGACUCCAGGGAACAUCCCUCAAUGAUAUCCUCUAUAAGAACUCAGCCUUUCUCAACCUGGUGGAUCCAAUCUCCCAUGAGCUCUUGCUCAGCCUGGCCAAAGACAUGCAGUGCCCAAAGAGGGAAACAGAUUCACUGAAGUCAUCCAACAAGAUCUGCAGACAGCUGAUAUUCCACCUGACCCCUCACUCCAAGUGGAUGAGACAAAGCCUUCCCAGGAGGAAGUCGCAGGCCUGUCUUAAAACCACACUGAAGAAGAAACUGACCAACGACGUGGCCAACCUGUCUGGCAUCCCUCUGUCUGGCCGAGACAUCCACCGGGUGGCCUACUACCUCCAGAGUAACGGCAACUCUGUGUCGGCCGUGGACCUCAGUUUCACUGAGCUGCAGGACGAGAGCCUGCGUCUACUGCUGCCCUACCUGGGCUCCAUGCCCAAGCUCACCACCCUGGCCAUCAACGGCAACCGUCUGACGGUGGGCGUGCUGAAGGACCUGACGGAGGUGGUGAAGAACCCCCUGCAGUUCGCCAGCCUGGCAUGGGUGGACUUGGGCAACAACGUGGACAUCUUCACUGUGCCACAGCCCCUCCUAGUGGCCCUGCGUAGACGCUUCGGCCUCCGGAGCAGCCUGCCCACCAUUUACGAGUAUAGCGAGGUGCAGGUCUAUAGUAGUUAUACCCUGGAGACCUCUAUUGAAGAACCCAGCGAGGAGGAGGGAGAGGAGGAGGAGGAGGAGGAGGGAGAGGGAGAAGAGGAGGAGGAUAAGCUGGAGCUAGAGGCAUGGGGAGGUGGGGAGAAGUGUGUAUCCACGAUUGUGGCUCUGAACUACUGUGAGAGGUGAUGAGUCAGAGCCAGCGUUGUAAUUUGACAACCCUUUGUACCCUACUGUCCCCUCACCUUGGCCUGAGCCCUGCCUCCCGUUUCAGCAUGUGUCAUCAUCGCAGGAGAAGCUUGGGGUCACCAAAUUCAUAAACCACUCACGAGGAGAAAACCCUGUUUUGUGUUGUCUCUUUAUAUGUUCCGAUUGCAGAGAGAGUUCAAGCCAGACUGUUCUUGUGUUGGUAAGGACAUAGGUAUUCUAGGCACUGCAGUGAUAUUUUUACUGUGUCCUCUUGCGUAUGUCAUUCUUUAUGAGCAAAGCAAUCCUACACAACAGGAAUAAGACAUAUUAGAUUUCACCUGACUGUUUUGGCUUUCUAAUGUCAAGUGCUUUUUUCUAAUGAGGUACUUCCAUGUAGAACAUGCAGAUUGGAUGACACAGUGGGAGGGUUUGUUUCUAUAAAUAUGCUGCUGUGUUUUAUUGCACAACACACAACAUUUACUAAACGCUGAUUUCAAAACAGAUGGUUUUAAUUAUACAUCCACCAGAUUCACAUUUAUCCAAAAAUAGUUUUUAUCUUCCAAGUAGAGCAGACCAGACCGACUAGGCUGUGAACCUCUGAGUGAGCCUCAACUGGCAGGUUCUGGGUCAGGCUGCCCUUGCCCUGAGCUGGGUGCUGGGGAGAGGACACCCUGUCUGUCUGUCUGUCUGUCUGUCUGUCUGUCUGUCUGUCUGUCUGUCUGUCAGGGAGGGAGGGAGGGAGCUGGGGAGUGGACACCCAGGCUGUCUGGGAAGGAGUGAGCUGGGGAGUGGACACCCAGGCUGUCUGUCUGGGAAGGAGGGAGCUGGGGGGUGGACACCCAGGCUGUCUGUCUGUCUGGGAAGGAGUGAGCUGGGGAGUGGACACCCAGGCUGUCUGGGAAGGAGUGAGCUGGGGAGUGGACACCAGGCUGUCUGUCUGGGAAGGAGUGAGCUGGGGGGUGGACACCCAGGCUGUCUGUCUGUCUGGGAAGGAGUGAGCUGGGGGGUGGACACCCAGGCUGUCUGUCUGUCUGGGAAGGAGUGAGCUGGGGAGUGGACACCCAGGCUGUCUGGGAGGGAGUGAGCUGGGGAGUGGACACCCAGGCUGUCUGUCUGUCUGGGAGGGAGUGUGUGUGGGAAGCUGAUGAACUGACUGCUGUCUCUGUCAGGUUGUGUAAGAGGCGACAAGGCAGACAGAUGGUGGGGAGAGGGGAAAAAAAUAUCCUAGCAUAACAGAAUUAUCUCUCGACUGCAUCUUUCACCAUGGGUUAUAUGAAAGAUUCCAAUUGUGAAUCGUACCAUAAAGAAAUCAAAUGUACCCUUGUCUUUCAAAUGAAAGGCAAAAAUAUUGAGAUGAGGAAUGAGAUAAUAAAUUAUCAUCGGUACUGCUGUUUGCACAUAAUAUGAAACUGAAUUGCAAAUGAGAUGGUCAAAGGGAGCGUGUCACAGGUGUCUUUUUAGAUGUUUUGUUUAGUGUUCAACUUGGGCAUUAUUUUGAAUUGUUUUUUAAGGUGACAUGAUGUUUACUGCAGCUCAACAUUAGUCUGCAGAGAACGUUUAAAAAAAUGAUGAUGAAAUAUGUUUUUGUGUGUGUACUAGUUUGUGCACUCAUGUGGUUGUGUAUGUAUUUCUGUGUGCCCAGGUGUGGGGCUGUGUGUGUUUGUAAGUGCUCUGGACAUACCUGGUGUCCUCUAGAAGCCUAUUGUUUGCACUUUAAAUGCAAGAACAAGUCAAUGACUGUUAUCCAGUCACAAAUCUCUCAUUGAUCCAUUCUAGUGGAUAUUCAAUCUUCAUCCAAACCACCAUAGUCAUUACAAUAUGACUUCCAGCAUACCGUAUCUAUUUGUUUCCCACCUAAGUUUACUCUACAGUAACAACCAUGGUUUUCUCUGAAAAUUAUAGAAUACUGUUAAUAUGACUUCUUGCUAACUGCAACAAAAUAAAUACAUGUUA